AUGGACGAAUACGAGGAGGCAGUUCUUUUCACGUUUUCGCUACUAGAAUCACGGCUGGAUCGCCUGGAAUAUGUUCUUGGAGGCCCACAGGAAGUGGCCAAGGACAAGCCGAGGACAAUAUCGGAUAGGAUACACAAGAUUGAGCAGUCAUUGCAGCAGCUAGCGGGCAAGACUGCACUGCUGGACGAAGCCAAUAGUCUACUAAGCAAACACAAAGACGUGCUCAAGCCUCAGGUCGACCACGAGGACGACGACUACGAGGACGAGGACAACGCUCCCCUUGACACUGCAUAUAAGACGGCACUGGUCGUAGAACGCGCGACUAGCUUUGCGACGACUGCGUCACAGCUCAAGGCACUCGAAGAUCAGCACAUACCCACGACGGAUGGUUUCACCAAGCUUGCAGCGCUGCGACCGCGGAUUGCCGAGGCAGAGGAGCGUCAACUUCAACAAGCACUCAAGAUGUCAGAGUUGAGGCGGAGGAACGGGCUCAUUAACCAGAGGUACAGGCAGGUCAUGGUGCUGGGAGCAGGCAGGUGCUGGGUGGACUACAACGAGAGGCUCACGCAGGCACUGCGAGCAUUAGUCAGGGAGGAAUACAGACGGCGGCCCGAGGACGAAAAGGAUAAUGGUGAUGAGGGGGCGCAUGAGGAAGAAGGACCAGAAGAAGAAGAUGCCGAGGACGACGAGUUGUGA
Messenger RNA from Bipolaris sorokiniana ND90Pr, 696 nucleotides. RefSeq lists its product as uncharacterized. Lineage: Eukaryota; Fungi; Ascomycota; Dothideomycetes; Pleosporales; Pleosporaceae. Gene Ontology annotation, cellular component: dynactin complex. Gene Ontology annotation, biological process: cytoskeleton-dependent cytokinesis. Bases 1 to 696 code for a protein of 231 amino acids. The transcript is spliced from 2 exons. The record is from RefSeq and is a predicted model, not a curated record.